AACAAGCCGAUUCCCUCCAAAUUUAACUUCCCUUUCCCCAUCCGAGGUUCCUGCUGUACUCCGGAUCACGUUUCGUUACUAACAAUGCUUUAGCUCACUCUCAGAGAUUCUCGACCCUAGCACCCACAUUUCAGUAAUCAGAUCACUGACAAUUAGGCGUAAAUUCAUGGACUGACCGGCUGAACAAUCGGGGAAUGCGGCGGAAGUUGGCGCCACUGAGAUCGUUAAACGGUUGCACAGAAGUGUUGGCCGUCAAGAACAGGAGGAGAAUGGAGUCGAUCCCGAGAAGGAACAAUUUCGGUGAGGAUGAGGAAUUCUGCGGGAGUUGGAACAAGAAGAAAAGGAAGUCGAAGGGGAAGAUGACGCCUCAGUCGAGAAGUUCGAAGAAGCAGGCGAAGGAAAAGCGAGCCAUAAACUUGAAUGAGUGUUAAAGAAUCCAAAAGGUAAUGACACCGCAACAACUUUGGCAGUCCUAAAGAAUCCAAAAGGCAAAUUGUAAGUAUGUCAACGCAACUAUUAGAGAAGAAAAUCCAAAAGUCUAUUAUAGAAGACGGAUGACCAAUAUGGUACAAUGAAUGAGUGUUAGUGUUGAGGGGGAUGUUAAAAGAUUAUCAAUCUUAUGAGUCUAUUAUCUAGAAGUUUUGAAUGUUCUAAAAAGAUUUAGAUAUCUAGAUAUUUUAGAAAUAAAUCUAGACCAUAUUUAAAUACCCUUCCACUCCACCGAGUUUUUCAUCGAAGAAAAGAAAAAUGCAGUAGUAUCCUCUAAAGAGGGUUUUAUAAUCUCUUGGUCUUAAUAAAGAGUAUGCAAUGUGGAUGCUGAGAAGGAAAUAGUGCUCCAUCACCUCCUAAAAAGUGCAGAAAUGGUAUAUAUCAUCCUGCUUUCAAGUGUUACUUUCUUUCUUUCUCUACUUGUGAAAGUUGAACUGUUUCAACUUAAACUUCACAAGUUGUAACCUGCCGAUGUCUAUUUUUGAGCUUAUCAUCUACUUCUCGUGAAUUAUUAUAAGGAUGUAACCUGAAUAAAACACUUGGGUUUAGUGAUUCUGCAGAAAGGCCAAUUCUCGAGCAUCAAAGCAGAUUUCUUCAGGACAGGUUAUUACUAAUUAUGAAUGAUUAAGUUCUUUGAUCUCUCUUCUUGUUCCUAGAGAACCAUGACUUUUAUUUACAUUUACCCCCUUCCUCUCAAACGCUGCCUGCCUUAAUUAUGAUAUUGAACUCUAACAGUUACGUAUUUCUAUUUUACACAACAAUAAACUUUCUUAAAAGGAAGUUUAAAGCUCUAUAACGUCGUUUAAACUUUUACACGUUGUUCUGUGUUGUGGGUUGAAUUUCAGUAUAUUCCCCCAUCUUUUCCUGCCAUUUUCCUGCUUAAUUUUAUUGUGAACGUUUCUUUUUAACUACCGAGAGAAUUAAUUAAUAUGAGAGGUGGAAGAAGCAUGCUAUGCAGAGCUGUUGACCAUAAUUUGAAAAUGCUGCGAACACUUAUGGCUUCAGUGUAUGAUACCUCCUGCAAAUGUGUGCUCAUUUCAAUUAUUCGUUUCACGAUAAUAAUAUUCCUCCAUUUAAGGAUAUGGGAUUUUUAAUAUAUCACUUGGUUCCUUUACUGCUCAUUUAGUUGCUGCUGUCAGUUUAUUACUUCCGUUGACAAGCAAACUUGAAUUGUGGUCGAUUCAUAAUUUACACGAGGAAUUAGAAGUUUUAAACCUUCAUAGUUCUGUAAUGUCUUGGAUUAUAUUAGUGUUGUUCGAUUAAUGCAUCAUUCAUUCUUAUGAAUGGCUUCUUGCAUUUCUAAAUGUUCCAACAUUCAGUGGUAGUUUUCUAUAGGUAUCUUUGGUGUCUAAAGAGAUGAUAAGCCUGAAGAAUAUUGUCCUCAUCACGGGUGUCAGUGCAUCUGUCAUUCAAUCGGGAGCUGUUCUCGAGCAGAUGAUUGGAGAGGCUUUACAAUCUCAUCCGCUAAAAUGGUCAGUAAAACAUUUCCAGGGGUCGAGGAACAAUUUUAUUGGGAAGUGUUGUUCUCUUCAAGAGAGUACAUCAGCCAAAUGUUUAGCGACUAAGGUGAUUGAACUCAUCCCUUUAUCAGACGAUGAUUCUAAAGAUUACAUUAAAGGUGUUGGAGAAUUUGAAUUCAUCGCAUCUGUAAGCACCAGCAACCAAGUUGAAGCUAAGCCUUUUAAUUAUUUUAGAGGACGUUGAUAUCAUUUUUCUUGAGGAUCCUGGUUUUGUUUCUGCAAUUCAAGAGAUUGCUGACACAGGAAAGGGACCCAUAAUUUUGACAAGCAAUAGUAGCAAUUCUGUUCUCCCUAGUACUUUUGGAUAGGCUACAGGACCACCAUCAACGGAGCUACUCAGCCAUUUUAUAUAGGAUUUGUGUUGCUGAAGGAGUCAGCAACCAACCAUUCUUACUUUAAGGUAUUAUUCAUUGUUGUCACAAAGAUAUACGGAAAACCAUUGUGUUUCUUCAGUUCUGGUGCCAGGGUAUAAGAUUUAGAGGUAAUCUGUAAAAGCCACCCACCAUCAGCUUCAGUGACUCCCGUGACUCAAAAAAAAAUUUCUAAAUCAUGGCUUUGUAUUUAUCACUCUGUCCCAUCUCAACCCAUUCCAUUCCAACUCUCCUUCUUUCUCUCUCUCUCUCCCCUAAAAGUAAAAAACUAAAGAUUCUAUAUAACCAACCAACUACCAUCUUCCUAGUGAAAAGGGGUUCAAUUUUUAAGGCAACCAAAGGUGAAAGAGAGGCUUGAAAGAGGUGGGGUUUGAGUUUUACCCUACAAGAAAAGUUGGCUGGCUGGCAGCAAAAGAAGCUUUAAACUGAGCGACAAUGGAAGGGUUUGAGAAGUACGGAAAUAAGAAGAGGGUGAUGGUGGUGGUAGAUCAUACAUCGCAGUCCAAGCAUGCUAUGAUGUGGGCUCUAACCCAUGUGGCCAAUAAUGGUGAUUUCCUCACUCUUCUUCACGUUGUUUCUCACUCAAACAAGCUCCUCUCUGAAACGCCUUCUCAUUCUUCUUCCUCAUCAUUUCUUGCUAACUCUCUUGGCUACCUCUGCAAAGCUUCUAGACCUGAGGUGGAAGUUGAAGCACUGGUGAUACAAGGCCCGAAACUAGAGACAAUUUUGAGCCAAGUGAAGAAGCUUGAGGCAUCUGUUUUGGUGGUGCCCCAGAAAAAGCCUUCUCUGUUUGGAUGCUUCUGUGGGAACAGCAGCUCAGAGCAGCUUGUGGAACAGUGCAUCAGCCAUGCCGAUUGCUGUACAAUUGGAGUUAGAAAACAGAUCAAUGGCAUGGGAGGUUACCUUAUCAACACCAGGUGGCAGAAGAACUUCUGGCUUCUUGCUUAGUUGUCUCUAAUCUUAUCUUAACCCUGUAACUAAACGUUAGAUAAGCUAGAUGACCUUAGAACACUCCAUCAAAGUUGGAAUGAUCCGAACUUCAGAUCUUUCAGUCUUAACAAAAUUUAAUAAUUCAUCCAUUCAGAUGAACUUGAAAA
This is a messenger RNA of Cucurbita maxima (winter squash), 3477 nucleotides long. RefSeq lists its product as uncharacterized. Bases 2816 to 3328 code for a protein of 170 amino acids. The transcript has 9 exons. The record is from RefSeq and is a predicted model, not a curated record. NCBI's taxonomy places the organism in Eukaryota, Viridiplantae, Streptophyta, Magnoliopsida, Cucurbitales, Cucurbitaceae.